ACUACAAUAACACUUUGCAGAAAACUCGAUUCAUCGAAACAACAGAAUCUUCUUUCGAUAUAGAAGUGACUGUGCUAUGGGAUCUUUGCUGGCGGAUUUUUUUCAACUUAGCCAUUAGAUAAGCCAAUCAGGAAAACGAGAUUUUCUCGCCGUAAAUUGCUACUUAGUGAAUAUGUACGUGUGCCAGUGUCGUCUAAAUUCUAUUAGCCACUAUCGCAAAUGACUCACAUGACACGAUUUCGACUAUUUCACCGGGUUAGAGAGAGCUGAACAAACAUGAUGGCUUCGAGAAGGAGAUCGUACACUUUUACAACAUCACCAAAUAUAUUUCGGAAACGAAGUUCGUCAAAUCCUAUUAAUUUUCGAGUGGUGGUUCUUGGCACACCGGCUGUUGGCAAAACAGCUCUUAUGGUGAGAUAUACAACAAGACGAUUUAUAGGAGAAUACGAUCCAACGUUAGAAACUCUAUGUCAUUACAGCACAACAAUUGACGGCGAAGCAGUAACCAUGGAGAUAUUAGACACUGCUGGUCAUGCGCAGAAUUCUCGUGGACGACUAAACUCGUAUUCUUACUGGGGCGAUGCUUUUCUAUUUGUUUACUCAAUCACCGAUCCGCUAAGUUUUGCUGAAAUCCUAAACAUUCGGCAGGUUGUGAGUCAAACAAUUGGGUCAGAUCAUGUGCCCGGUGUACUUGUGGGUAAUAAGGUUGAUCUUGAGGAUAAUGAGAGGACUAUUAGUGAGGCUGAAGGUAGAAUUCUUGCAUCGCAAAUGCAAGUUCCAUUCUUUGAAAUAUCAGCCAAAGAUGGAAGAGAAAUACAAACUGUAACUGAGGUGUAUCAAAAUCUGUACCGUGAUUGGCGCAAGAAACAACUCAAUUUGGACGGCUCCAGGAAGACGAAAAUUACGUCACAAUGGAAGAAAGCAAUCAACAAACUGAUACGAUCAAACAGAUACUCGGUGUGAUUACUUUUGUAAAAUAUUAAACUGAAAUAUAUGUUAUUUACAAUUUAUGUAUUUAAAAUUGAGAAGCUGAUAAGACAUUCUAGUAAAGGUCUAUGCGAGGGUUCAUGCCCCUUGCUACAGAAUUAAAGUAGGCCUACUGGAUUUUUAAAUUACCGCAAGCUUUUACAAUUCCCACUUACGGCAUUGUUAAUGGCUGAGUGAUAAAACGUGGUGAAUAUCUUGAUAUUCAUACAUUUUGCGAAGUAAUGUGCUACUUCUAGACCGACAUACACCUUUAGCGAUGUCUUCGAAGAUAAUUUCAACUGGUAAUGCACCUUUUAUUUGCGAGAGUUAUAUUUUAUGGUCGGUAUACAUGUUGACUUUAGACUUUGUGUCUUUGCAUCAAAUCUCUGUGCUGAUAUACUGUAACAAUUCGAAGAUUGAAACUUUUCAUACCUAUGCCCAUCAUAUUUUAGCAGAAUUACCGGUAAAAUUGGUAAACUAUAAAAUUAUACUGUGAUCCG
This is a messenger RNA of Anneissia japonica, 1466 nucleotides long. RefSeq names its product ras-related and estrogen-regulated growth inhibitor-like. The transcript is spliced from 4 exons. Bases 277 to 963 code for a protein of 228 amino acids. The record is from RefSeq and is a predicted model, not a curated record. Lineage: Eukaryota; Metazoa; Echinodermata; Crinoidea; Comatulida; Comatulidae. Gene Ontology annotation, molecular function: GTP binding; GTPase activity.